Molecule: messenger RNA, 2937 nt
Organism: Dermacentor albipictus
Lineage: Eukaryota; Metazoa; Arthropoda; Arachnida; Ixodida; Ixodidae
Source: RefSeq, a predicted model, not a curated record
AUGGCCAGCAGCAGAGCGCCGCAGCCUCGAAGCACAGCGGAGGCAGAGAACCAGAGGCAGGACACCGCUGUCGGGUUGAUGCUUCAUCUGUGCAAUACCCUCUACUACGUGGUAUGGGAGCGUGGGCACAGCCCAUCUACACCACCCAUCAUCGGACCAACCGUCGAGCAGUGGGAAGCCCAGCUGACAAGCCCGAGCCCUGAAGACCAGCAUCGUCUGGCGAGCAGAGCCAAGCUAUUGGCUGAGGCCCACAACAUUCUUGCAACAGAGACGCCGCCCACCUCGGACGAUUAUUUGCACGCUCCAGCCCCGUCGACCCUAUCUGCAGCUGAGGACACGACGAUAUUUGUCUUUCCCGUGCUGUUGGACAUCGCGGCGGAACCGCCACUGGUGAACCGAACCAGGCUGGCGCUCGACUACCCUAAGGAGUGCACUCCGAAGGCACCUAAAAGCACGGCUGUGCAGGUGUCAGCGCCGGCCAUGGCGUCUGGCUGGACAGGAAGCCGCAGGCUCUUCUUUCGCCUGCGCGCAGAAAGCUAUGUCGCACCCAUCAAGACGUCGCUGCUCAACGGCACCACCGUGCGAGUAACGAUCUGGGCGAACGAGAGCCACGGCCUUCCUUGCCCGCUCAACCAAGCCACUGCGAGCCUCAUCCUCAAUUUCCCCAUCUGUCGGCAAAAACCAGUGUCACGUUUCAAGCGGUCCGUCUACAAGCCUAGAUCUAGGAUACCGGCCACCGACGCGCGGCCGCCGGAGGAGCAGCAUCUCGGCCGGGCGGUAGUGAACCCGAACGGUUGCCAGGUGGUCUCACUCGUCGUCAACAUAUGGUCCUUGGGCUGGCGCGAGUGGGUGCUGGCGCCGCACUCAUUCACUGCGAACAAAUGCUUCGGAAAAUGCCGGUUCCCCACGAUGCAGCUACUUAACAGCACCAACCACUCGACGCUGCUCACCAUGGCCAGCGAUGACCAUCGGAAUUCCAUCAACUACCAAGCGUGCUGCGUGCCCAUCCGCUACGCGUCGCAGAGCGUCCUCUACUUCGACAACUACGGACACGUGGUGCUCAAGGCGUUCGAAAGCAUGCGCGUGGUGGCAUGCGGCUGCCGCUGACAAGCCGCGAUGCGGUUCGACACGAAGCAGUUGGCAAGUGACGAUCGGUCUAAAACGCUAUUGGUUAUGUGUACAUGUCGCGGCGUCGAAGGCGCGCUGUGGCUUUGCGUUAUGCAAGGGGCCAGCACCUCCAAGCCGUUCGCGUGUCUGUGUCAAAAGGUAAAUGCCUCAGCCCGCAAGAGUACAAUUUCCUCUGGGCCUGGCCGGCCUUCUGCAACAAACAUGACGCUACAACGCUCUAGCUAACGACAACUGCCAUUCUCAAUGCAUUUGCAGCGCGCAAAAGCAUCCGUAACUGCUUUCGCAUGUGUCCUUCUUGAUCUUUAUAUUUCCAGUGCGCCGGGAUUAUCGCAGAAGCCGCUCGUUCCUGAGACAGCUUGCAAUCAAGUGCUCGUAAGUUAUGAAUCGGAUCAGUACAAAUAUUCGCUAACUGACUGGUGCCUGCACCCUUGCCAAACGCUCUAACAUUGAAUAAAACCAGUGAAUACGCUGUCCAAUCUGGAAGUUACCACACGUUGUAUGUCAGCAGCUGUAUGCCCCGGUAAUAAUGUGGCCUGCACUGCAUCAACAACGGACUGCACUUUUAAAAUCGCGUAAACUGCUGUAUCCCCCUGCAGUGCUCAUGUGAAUACUGCCAUUGUGACGUGGGAUUUAAAACAACUAAUUAAAUAGCUGUUUAACCAUCUUAAUGGGCUAUAUGGCUUAAUGGCUAUACCUUAUUGUCCGCUGUAGUGAAUGUACGGUGGUCAGAGAGACAAAAUGUGGACAGCUUCUUCAAUGGUUUUUUUUUUUUUGUGGAGACAACAUUGUAUCAGUGUUUGUGAUAAGUAUAGAGUUGGAUAACGGUGCAGGCAGUGGUGUCUUUUAUGUUUUGUGUUAUAGACUAAGCUCAACCGAUCUGUAUGUUUGGACUGUCGAUCGACGUUAGUACGUGCAAUACCGCUCACCAGAGGUUCAACUCAAAAGUAUAUCCCGAAUUUGUGAAGCGGCGUAGAGAGCUGUUGGGUGCUGCUUGGACGCUCCAUUGUGGCAGCCUUGUCUUUAUUUUCACCCUAUUUUUAUCACUAUUUAUUAAUUAAUUAAUUUAUUUAUCGAUGUAGUACAGAGAGAGAUCGACUGGCCAUUUUCUACCCGAUAUCUCUCCAUUGCAGCUUAAUUAUAACAGAAAAGAACAGGUGAUACUGGACAAUAUUUGCAAAAUGGCUUGAAUGAAAAAAAAGAAAAGAAAGGAAAGUGUUGCAGAUUUAUCUGAUGUUUCUUUCUUAGUACUACUUUUUCGUUGCCGCGUUGAAAAGUUCAGUCAUCGCAAUUGCGGCCACUGCGUUGUAACAACCCGUGGAACAUACUUAGUGUUUUUUCAUUGUGCGUAGACUCUUUCAAAUGUAAUAAAAAUGGGUAGAACUUACUUUGCGAGGCCGAAGAGGCAGAUCGAUUUCAUGCAGUUGCAAGGUGCUGUAAAAACUGUUACUAUUAGGACUUGCUUGGCUACUUCUUAUAUUUAGACUAAAUAAGAGUUGAUAUAUCCUUGCGAAGUUGUGUAAUGGUUUUUCACGAUGUAUACCAUGUUCUCUUUUUCAUAUACUAAACGCGUGACUUGCAUAACAAUGUUUCUGUUUUUUUUUUGCAUGUGGAAUGUAUUGCUGCAUCAAUGCCUUAUUCAACCAAACCCUGUGUACUUAGGGAUUCUUCGUUUUCUUCCCCCUGAUUUCGCAUUUCUUAUUUUUUGUGCAUGUGUGAUGUACGAGUGGCUCGCUAUUUAUCGCCAAAGCGUGAGCGCCCGGCUUUGUACACCUUCCGAUUUCUUCGGCAGUUUUCACCACUCGCUUCCGC